CUCUGAGAACCAUUUAACAUUCAGAAUGAAGUUUUUACUAUUAACGUGUUUUAUUGUAAUUCUAGGCGUAAGCUCUGCAGAAAACGAGAAACGUCCUGUUUUAAAAAGAAUUGUAAGAAGUACUCUCGGCCAGAUCACUACUGCAGCCACUCAACAAUUAAAAACCCUUAUCAUAACCAAUUGUGUUGAUAAUGGAUUUACUGAUAUUGAAGAUGAUUUAAAGCAAUCAUUUAAUGAUCUUGAAGCAUGUGUUUCCAAAAGAAAAAUUUACGUAGAUAAUAAAGAAGACUUUAUAAAUAAUAUCAAAGAAUGUAGUCAAGAAUCUAUUAAGAAAGUCAAAGGUUGUUUGAUCAAAAAGCAGGCCUAUUUUCCUGAUUUUUUGUUAAAUCUUGCAAUAAAAAAUGUUGAGAUGUUUUAUGAUGAUCAAGAAAUAAUAACCAAUGACCUGGUACCAUGUAUGAAGAUAUUUGAACAAUUUGAUAUAUCCUUUGGAUACCUUAAGUGUAUAGUAACUACAUCUAAAAGAACUAACGAUACUGUAACAAUUCCUGACUCGCUUGAAACAUACUGUUCACGAUUUUUGCCUGGUAUACACUGUCUAACUGAUAUUCUUGAUAAAGAAUGUACCCAGUAUCCAAAAGUAAAAAAAUAUAGUGAAGAUUAUCUUCAAGCGAAUAAAUACCCAUGUGAGCAGAAAUACGAAUAAAUUUUUUAUUGUUAAUAUCGAUAUUCACCGCUUAAGUUUUAUUUAUGAGAAUCAGACUAAUAACUAGUUUUUAUUGUAUAUUGAGUUAUAAAUAAAUCUUAAUCUUAA
Diabrotica balteata is the source of this 814-nucleotide messenger RNA. Lineage: Eukaryota; Metazoa; Arthropoda; Insecta; Coleoptera; Chrysomelidae. The record is from the annotation of a GenBank genome assembly.